AUGGCGCACGAUGAUGUACGUGUCGGUGAGGUGGUGAAUGUCCCCGGUGGCAUGUAUGGGACGGUUAAAUACUUGGGACCAGUGGCGGGGAAGGCCGGACGAUUUGCAGGAGUCGAACUGAGCUCCGAACACGCGCAAAGAGGCAAAAACAGCGGCGAUGUCGACGGCCGGAAGUACUUUGUGACCUCCAUCCCGGGUGCUGGUAUAUUCGUUCCUAUGAACAACAACAAAUAUGUCACCAAACGAUCAAAUGUCUCGACACCGACUACUCCGGCACGCGGAAGACCCGUCAACUUCAGCAAAUCUGUCGGUGCAUCCCUUACCACCCCCCGCCCUCGUGUCCGACGACCCUCUCUCCCUCGACCCGAAUCCCCGCGCGUGCCCCCUCCGAAACUAAGCCUAGCGGGCUUGCGGACACCAUCAGCGGCAUCGAGGACCAGCGGGAUGAAUAGCGCCAUGCGUAGCCCUGUCAAGGCACCGUCUCGGCUGUCUGAUAGGCCCUCAUCGCGACUUAGUGUGGAUGACGAUGCUUCAUCGUAUGGACGACCAUCGGACUUCCGCCGACCGCUUUCGUCGGAGACUCAAGACCUAAAGGAUCAGAUCAAGAGUCUAGAAAAGCAGCUUCUGGACCGAGAUAAGCAGCUCGACGAGCAGUCUGGAACUUUGAGCGAGUUCCAGAAGACUUUGGAGGAGAUGGAAGGACCGGACGGCCAUGCGGUUCGUACACAGCUACGCGAACGCAAUGAGCGGAUUGCCCAAUUAACGGCCGAAUUCGACGUCCACCGCGCAGACUUCAGAAGCACCCUUGACACAUUGGAGGUCGCAGCCUCCGAAACCGAACGUGUCUAUGAGCAGCGUCUCGACGAGCUUAUGCAGCAGAACAAGGAACUACAGGAUCGCGGCGAAGAUGUUGAGAUUGUUGCGCAGCAGCUCAAGCAGUUGGAAGAGCUGGUUUCGGAGUUAGAGGAAGGUCUCGAAGACGCCCGGCGCGGAGAGGCUGAGGCGAGGGCAGAAGUCGAGUUCCUCCGCGGCGAAGUCGAGCGAACCAAGCUGGAGCUGAAAAAGGAGCGUGAUAACUCCGCCGCUGCGCUGAAAGAUGCACACGCCGCCGUAGAUGGACCCCGCAGCAGCAGUAGUGAAUUGGAUCAGAAGGAUGAUGAGAUCCGAGGACUCAAGGCUAUCAUUCAUUCAUUGAGCCGCGGGAAUCCCAACACAGCAGACAUGGGACAGAAGGACUUGGACUAUGAGCAUGAUCCGGAGCAGAUCAAUCAGCUGGAGAUUCGACUACAAGAGAUCGAAGAAAACACCAACCGCAAAGACAGUCGGAUCGAAGAGCUCGAGCGUGAACUCCAAGAGAUGCACCUGCAGGUUGGUGGUCGUCGCCGCAGCUCUACUGUCACUCUUUCACCAAAGCAACAUAGACCAUCGCACUCUGCGGGAAACAUUUCCAAUCAUUCAAACAAACCCAACCCCAACUCCAACCCCAACCGUCUCUCUGAUCGUACAGUGGUCCCGAAUGACUGGCAUGAUACUCCCUCAGAGUCUCGUCAUCACCGCGGUAUCUCCAGCUCUUCUCAGUCGCGACUAGAGACCAUGCAUGAAUCCGAACGUUCUUCCGAUGAGGAUACCAUGUGGUGCGAGAUCUGUGAAACAGGCGGCCAUGACAUCUUGAACUGCACCAGCAUGUUUGGCUCUGGCCAGAAGCCUGUUGGACAGAAGAAUGCCACGCACGAUGCUGCCGACGAACUUGCCGAUGAACACCCAGUUCAGAAGACCGAACCCCUUCAGACCAAAGCCUCGUCCAUCCAUUCCGACACUCCUUCCGCCCUAAAGACAGGACGGGAUGUGGUCAUGGAAGGAUUGAAGGGCAUUGGCGGGUUGGGCUCAUCCAUGGCUCCCAUUGCCGGUAAGUCAUCGGGGGUCAUCGACGAGUCUAAGUGGUGCGCUCUCUGUGAGCGAGACGGCCAUGAGAGCAUCGACUGCCCAUUUGAUGAAUAA
Penicillium coprophilum is the source of this 1998-nucleotide messenger RNA. Its product is annotated as CAP-Gly domain containing linker protein BIK1. The record is from RefSeq and is a predicted model, not a curated record. NCBI's taxonomy places the organism in Eukaryota, Fungi, Ascomycota, Eurotiomycetes, Eurotiales, Aspergillaceae. The transcript has a single exon. The coding region runs from base 1 to 1998 and encodes 665 amino acids.